Cutaneotrichosporon oleaginosum is the source of this 654-nucleotide messenger RNA. RefSeq lists its product as uncharacterized. NCBI's taxonomy places the organism in Eukaryota, Fungi, Basidiomycota, Tremellomycetes, Trichosporonales, Trichosporonaceae. The record is from RefSeq and is a predicted model, not a curated record. Gene Ontology annotation, cellular component: COPI vesicle coat. Gene Ontology annotation, biological process: intra-Golgi vesicle-mediated transport; intracellular protein transport; retrograde vesicle-mediated transport, Golgi to endoplasmic reticulum.
AUGUGCAUCUCUCUCGUCGUCGUCCUCUCCGUCCAUAUACCCUCCGCAAUGGCAAACCUCUCCCUCUACACCGUCACCGCCCUCCUCAUCCUCGACAGCGAGGGCAACCGCGUCGUGGCCAAGUACUAUGCCCCGCCCCACUCGUCCGUCGGCACCGGCACCCCCGCCGAGCUCGGCGUCGGCCCCGGCGGGCCCGGCAUGUCCGGCCUCCAGACGUACAAGGAGCAGCGCGCGUUCGAGAAGAGUGUGUGGGAGAAGACGCGGAGGGGAGCGGGCGAAAUCCACCCGCUCCCGCCGCACCUGAUCCUCUCGCGCCCCUCGACCGACCUGCACUUCCACAUCGUCGGGCCGUUGGCCACGAGCAACGAGCUCAUGCUCCAGUCUACGCUCACGGCGUUCCACGACGCCGUGUCCCUCCUCCUCCGCGGCCAGAUUGAGAAGCGCGUCGUGCUCGAGAACCUGGAUCUGGUGCUGCUCGCUGCGGACGAGACGGUUGAUGAUGGAAUCAUCCUCGAGACCGACGCCGCGGCCAUCGCGUCCCGCGUGACCCGCCCCAAGCCUGACUCGACGGACAUUGUCAUCAACGAGCAGACGCUCCUCAACGCUUACUCGACAUUCAAGGAGCGCGUCACGCAGCGUAUUGGGCAGCUCUAG